CAGUACGUAACUCAAUAUGUUUAAUACUUAUAUUAUGUUUAAUAUUUACUGUGAUUUUAAUUUGUUAUUUUUACUUGAAUUACCGAUUUAAUUGGGUUUAUAUUAAGUGAUUCAUACUUCUUAAAUGCCAAUUAAUCUGCAGUAAUGUUAUCUCGCGCGAUUUCACAGAUAUGUCGCGAUAUUUCUCAUGGUAUCAGCAUUCGAAUAUUGCGGGACAUCGCUUUUUUGCGCAUUUGUUAGCGGUGGAAUUUGCAAACAUGGCAUCGCGUUACGGAGUAGUGUUAUGUCGUGGAAUGUCAGAAAAGAAUGAUUCCCAAGAGAUUUUCGUUGAAACCUUUAAAACUGCAGGUUACACGUGCAACUGUUUGCCUACUUUAACUUUUAAGUUCGUGAAUAUGUUAGAACUACAAACAUGUCUCCAUUCGCCGGACUCGUAUCAGGGACUUAUACUGACAAGUAAACGCGCAGUCGAGGCAAUCGAUCUCAUAUCUAAGGAGAACGACAAGAUUUUGCUGCCUUGGAAAACAUUGCCUGUAUAUUGUGUAGGGCCUGCAACCGAAUCUUUUGCUAGAAGUCAUUUAGGUUCUGAGAACUGUUUUGGUAGGGAAACUGGAAAUGCUAAAGAGUUAGCUGAGUUAUUAGUUGCAACUGUUAAGAAAGGGUCAAAACCCCUGCUAUACCCUUGCAGCGAAAUUGGUAGAGAGACAAUCGAGAAAACACUCACAGAACACAAUAUAGAAGUCACUAAGAUAGUUGUGUAUAGAACUGUGCCUAGCGAAACGCUAGAGCAUGAUUUGUCAGAAUUUUUGGAUAAUGUAUCUAGGAUAUUUGUCUUCUUCAGUCCUUCUACUGUGGAAUUUGUAGUGACUAUAUUAAAGAAAAAAUCUUAUAACAUGAACAAUGUAAAGGCAGCUGCUAUUGGACCCGUGACCAAGCAAGCACUGUUGCAGGCUGAUUUAGCUGUUUUUGCCACUGCGGACAAACCUGACUCAAAUUCUUUGUUAGAAGCUAUUUUGAAUGCUGAGAGAAGUGAAAUUGCAUGAGAGACUAUGUAAAGAAAUUACAGAAAUGAUGUAUAUGUGGUUUAUUGUUAUCAUAUGUAACAAUAUGAAUUUGUUUAAUCCAUUAAGGUUAUACUAAAUUAAUUCUUUACAUUGUUAACUAUUUUUACAUUUACACCAAAAUUAUACAUUGUAUUGUCUCAAUGUAUUAGAAUUUUUAUUAAUAUUUUGUUGUGUUUAUAUUUGCCAUAUCAUAUAUUAAGUGAUUUAUUUGAGCUUUGGUAGGAAAAAUGUUAAAUCAAAUGUAUUAAAGGGUUGAUAAUUGCGAAUUUUAUUUUUGUUCCAACAAUAAAUACAGUUUCCUAAACGGACACAUUAAAAAAAUAGGC
Megalopta genalis is the source of this 1390-nucleotide messenger RNA. RefSeq names its product Uroporphyrinogen III synthase 1 (gene Uros1). Gene Ontology annotation, molecular function: uroporphyrinogen-III synthase activity. Gene Ontology annotation, cellular component: cytosol. Lineage: Eukaryota; Metazoa; Arthropoda; Insecta; Hymenoptera; Halictidae. Gene Ontology annotation, biological process: uroporphyrinogen III biosynthetic process. The record is from RefSeq and is a predicted model, not a curated record.